GGUAUAAUGUGUUCAUGUUCAUGUGGGGUAAUAUGAAGAGGUGCUAGUUUUUAACCAGCCUGCUCAUGCCAGUAUUGAGGGUGGGUAAAGAGUUCAUGGAUGGUUCAGUCUGCAGGAAGUUACAUCAUGGACAGCAUAGAGGAUGCCCUCUUCUGGCCUUGGAAGGGUACUAUGGUUGUAGGAGCAGGGGGAAUUAUGUGGUGGUGAAGAGGGCCGACGGGACUGAAGGACAAACGUACACUCUGUUGUUGUAACAUGGUUUACCCGUGGAGAAGGAAUGUUGGAGGAGACCCUGGGAUGAUCUGAUUUCAGCAGGAUGAACAGUGGAGGACUCUGUGAAGAUGACGUAGACUGACUGGUCAUCUGCACAAAGGCACUAUGGGAAAUGUAGUCCAGUGCUGCUACUCCCUGUCAAAUUACUUAAAAUGCAUUGAAACACCCGCCCAGGGUGGAGAAGAGAGCUCUCCUCUUCUGUCCAGUGAAGGGAGUGAAUAUGACUCACUGACUCUGUUAGACAACCUGGACGAUGAACUGUUCAACAUCUCUGCAGGAGUGACAAACACUGCCAUGGAACAAGAACACCUACUGUUUCCUGAUAUCAUCCUGAGCAGCCACUUUGCAGGAGACGUGACUCUGGUGGAUCCAAUGGUGUGUCUCCUGGUCUCAGAGGAGGAGGAGGAGCAGGCACGUGGUGAUAGCCUGAGAAUAGGACGAGAGAGGAGUGACAGAGGAAGAUAUUUUGAGGCUGAGACACAGACAGAAGAUGAGACCCAGAUUGGGAUGGGGGUACAGACAGAGCCCCAGGCAGAAGUAGAGACACAAACAGAAUUCCUGGAAGAUGAGGCUGAGGAGAGCGUAAUGAGUGCCGAAGCAAAUACGCAAACAAGCUCAGAGAUGAUUCUGGAUUUUUGGGAAGAUCGUGAAAGACUGAGCCAAGUGGGAGUUCAAUUACAGACAGAAGCAGAAAUAUCACCUGGGGUGAAAGGGAAGAAUAAAGCCAUGACUACAUUGGUGCCAGCAGAAAAGUCAAACUUUAGAACCUGGUUUGAUGUGGCACCCUUUACAAAAUCUGAGCUGACACCAAAUUUGGAAAGAAAGAAAGACAGAACCACAGUAGACAACAAAGCAAAACUAGGAGAGCUGAAAGAGAUGCCCAUCCAAGAGGAACCAAUGACCACGUUAAGAAAGCAUACAUUGAAGGAGGUGAACACUAAUGGCAACCAGAACAAAUCAGACUUGCAAAAAAAGUCCACCAUAAUGGAUCUGACUCCAGCUCAGGAAAGCACAGACAUUCCCUGGAUGAAGGGUAGAAUUUUUCAGACAUGGGAGCAUGUCAAAGAGCAAGAAGAAUGCACUGAAACAGAGAGCAGCUCAGUGAUGCUGAUUGAGCACAAUAUAAACAGUGUAGAUGAAAACUUUGCUGUGCUGGAGUCAGAGAACUUUCUGCUGACAAAACAUAACAUCAGCACGGAGACAGUGGAGAACUGUGACAUAACUGAGGCCUGUGCAGACUUGACCAAAAAGAGAAAUGAAAACAAUGAGCAGAUGGCACAGGGAGGUGUGUCAGAUCAGGAUGUCAGUGAAAUAGACGACAUUAUCAUCUGCAAAAAGGCUGAGUUCGAUCUGUCUGGAGAUGAGAGAAAUGAGACAAUGCUCUGCACACCACCCUGAGCCACCUAGUGAAACCUGGAACCUAUGUCAGGAUGCUUUUUGUGGAUUACAGCUCAGCUUUUAAUACCAUCCUGCUGGAUUUGUUAGUCAAAAUGGUGACUGACCUGGACUUUCCACCCUUUACUGGUGACUGGACAAAGGACUUCCUGACCGAGUGUCCACAAACAGUAAAGGUGGGACCCCUCAGUUCCUCCACACUGACACUCAGCACAGGUUCCUUCCAGGGCUGUCUGCUGAGCCCCUUCCUGUAUGCCCUAUAUAUGACUACGUCCCCUCCCACCACUCAAACAUCAUCAAAUUUGCUGAC
Thalassophryne amazonica is the source of this 1978-nucleotide messenger RNA. RefSeq lists its product as uncharacterized. The coding region runs from base 379 to 1671 and encodes 430 amino acids. The record is from RefSeq and is a predicted model, not a curated record. NCBI's taxonomy places the organism in Eukaryota, Metazoa, Chordata, Actinopteri, Batrachoidiformes, Batrachoididae. The transcript has 2 exons.